Molecule: messenger RNA, 618 nt
Organism: Calliphora vicina (urban bluebottle blowfly)
Lineage: Eukaryota; Metazoa; Arthropoda; Insecta; Diptera; Calliphoridae
Gene: COX7A
Product: cytochrome c oxidase subunit 7A, mitochondrial
Exons: 3
Coding region: 123-386 (87 amino acids)
Biological process (GO): regulation of oxidative phosphorylation; mitochondrial electron transport, cytochrome c to oxygen; mitochondrial respirasome assembly
Source: RefSeq, a predicted model, not a curated record
GCAAAUGUCAUAUAUACGUCAAUUUCAUAUUGUCCAAUGUGAAUUUUUUUUCGACCAUAGAACGGUGAAUAAUUUCGAUUCGUCUUUUUCUCUUUGGAAAUUAAUUAAAAAAUUAUAAAAAUAUGUUGAAUUUAUCCAGAGCCGUUGUACGCAGUUUCACCACCUCCGGUGCUCAACGCACUGUAGCCAAAGCUGAAGUCGAAAAGGGUUAUUUCGAAAUCAGAAAAGUUCAAGAACACUUCCAAAAGAAGGAUGGCAAACCCGUUUUCUUGAAGGGUUCAGUAUUCGAUCAAGUCUUGUACCGUCUUACCGUUGCCCUCAGUUUAGUUGGCAUUGGUGGUAUGGGCAAAUUGUUCUUCGACUUGUCUGUACCCAAAACCGAUUAGAUGUCUGAAAUCCGGCAUUAAUUGUGUUAAGCUUAUUUAAGUAAUAAACCAAACAGUUUUAGCAGCCUUAUUUCCUGUAUUUCUGUGUUUUUACACCUUUAAUUUAGAACCCUUACAAUUUGGGAGUAUCUUAAAAUAAAUAUGUGUAUUAAUGUUGCAUUGCAUGUUAGUACUUUUACAUUCUUAAAAAUAGCAUUUAAACAUGGAAAUAUAUGAAAUUUUUAGCUAAGAA